Molecule: messenger RNA, 6649 nt
Organism: Amblyraja radiata (thorny skate)
Lineage: Eukaryota; Metazoa; Chordata; Chondrichthyes; Rajiformes; Rajidae
Gene: gse1b
Product: Gse1 coiled-coil protein b
Exons: 17
Coding region: 25-5580 (1851 amino acids)
Source: RefSeq, a predicted model, not a curated record
GACACUCCAUUACUCCCAGCCAACAUGAGUGACAAAGAAGCGGCUGUUCCCAUCUCCAGGAAGCAGCGGCUGAUGGCAGCGAUCAGCGGCGGGGAACUCAGCCCAGGCCGCUUGCACUGCUUCAUCUGCGGGGGCCGCAUGAGCCCCGGGCGGGAGCAGAGGCUACAAGUGCGGACCAAGUGCUGCCCCGGCUCGGCUCGCUUGCCUUACUUCCCGUUCCUCUUGCAGCAGGAGCCGGCUCCCGGAGCCCGGGAGGUGAGCGCCGACGGCUGCGUGUUGUCGUGCUCCGUGUGCCGCUGCUUCUUGUCCGAGCAGUGGCAGUCGUUCGAGCGGUGCCGCACGCCGGUGGACAAGCGCAUGUAUUGGCUCAAGCGACCGCACCAGUGCGACGGCCGCGGGACGUCCCGCGAGUGGAACCCCAGCCCCGCUGCCCCCACCACCGGCCGCGACUCCGACCUCUCCUCCCUGUCCGACCAAGAGCUCUCGGAGCCCGAGCAAGAAGCCCUCCCGUCCCGCCGCCCCGACCCCAGCCCCGGGCCACGGCUCAGCUUGUCCCCCGGGGGCAGCGACGGCAGCGACGGCUGGUCCUCGGAGGACGAGAGGCAGGCGGCCGGUGCCAGGGAGAACGGACGCCCCGGGCAGCUGGAGGGGCGAGGGAGCGGGGCGAUGGGCAAGGGGCACUGGGCUUGCUUCAUCUGCGGCGUCGGGCUGCCCCAGGGACGCCAGCACCUGGUUCACGUCCACAAGCAGGAGGGCAGCACGGAGCGGCCCUUCUUCCCAUUCCUGUGGCUCCACUACCCGCCGCCCGGCGCCAGACCCCUCAGCCCCGGCGGCAGCACCUGGGUCUGCUCCUUCUGCCACGUCUCCCUCAUGCAGCAGUGGCAAGGCUUCGAGUUGGCCAAGGUGCCCGUGUUGCAGCGCCUGUACGUGGUGCCACUGAAGGGGGAUGUCCCCGGCGGGCAAGGGGAGCGAGGAGGCUGCUAUCUCUGCGGCCAGGACUGCGGGCAGGAGGCCACAUCCAUCUGCUCCAGGAGCCGGGGCGCCAGAGACCCCAUGUACUUCCCAUUCAUCGACCUCCUUCCCUGCCCGCCCAACGCCAAGGCCAUGAGCCAGGAGGGAGAGGUGUCUUGCUGCAAGCGGUGCCGCAGGGUGUUGGACGAGAUGUGGUCCGGCUCGGAGAGGGAGGAAGCCAUCUCCUCGGUGCAGUCCUUCCUCGGGAGGUAUCUCCAGACCAACGCCCGGGCCAGCGCGGUGUGCCGCCGGCCGCCAAGGACGGCUCACCUGCCCGCCGCCGCCUGCCUGCUGUGCGGGACGGAGCUGGAAGCGGGCCGGGAGUUCCAGCUCAGCGUCGAUCCUCCCACUCGCCAGGGCGAACGAGAACCUUUCUUCCCCUUCCUAGCCGCCCGGCGUCGGCCAGCCCGGGCGGAGUCGUCGGGACCGGUGCCCACCUGCCUGCUGUGUUGUCACGACCUCCUGGAGCAGUGGUGGCAGGGGAAGAACUCUCAGCAUCCGAGCAGCCCGUGGUCCCGCCACUACAAGGUGGACUCCUUCGUCUGCUUCUUCUGUAGACAGGAGAGGAGGCGCUACCUGGGUCUGAAGGCGGUGACGGUGACCCGGCUGCCCGUGUUCAUCUAUGCCCCGCGGGUGCCCGACGCUCUGCUGGUGGACGAUGGCAAACAGUUGACGAUCGGCACGUGUGAGGAUUGCUGGGCUAUGGUCUUGGCCGGGAACUCCGCCAAACAAGGGAGCCGAGUGGAUUCUCUAUCUCCAUCCCAGAACUCUAAGGGUCUGCCUUCACCCCCUCAGCCUUCCAGUUCGAGCAAGAAGCCGGCGGCAUCGCGCACUCCUCUGGCCCGCGAGGAGAGCUGGGAGGAGAGCAGAGAGCAGGGCAGCACGGACAGGGUCCCGACCCACUCCCCUCCCCGGCCCACGGCACAUGCCGGGAGCUCGGACCACGAAACCACAAGCAUGAGCCAUGAGCCAAAGGCACCUUCACUAGGAAUGAUUUCGACUGCGACUCGGACGACAGCCACCGUAAGCCCCCUCAACCCUUCCUCCCUCAAUGGCUCCAUAGUGCCCAAUGGCAGCCCGGCAGCUAACAGCACCUUGCCUGUACCAUCAGCACACUCUGCCAGCUUUGCAGCCGCGCUCCGAAAACUCGCCAAACAAGCAGAAGAGCCCAGAGGAUCUUCGAUAAGCAGCGAGUCCUCUCCAGUCUCCUCACCAGCCACCAAUCACAGUUCUCCUGCCAGCACGCCCAAGCGAGGUCCGAUUGGAACCAUCCUUGUCCCACCUGCCGGUCACAGUGUUCCCAACACUCCACCAGUGGUGACCAUUGCCCCAACGAAAACCGUCAAUGGAAUCUGGCGGAGUGAAAGCAGACAGCUAGAACCAGUGGCCAGGGGUCCCAGCAGAGAACGAAUGCACGCAGAGGCCCAACAUCAGUCGGAGAAGGGUCCCCCAUCCAUUACCUCUCACCUCCUUGGAACCCCUUAUGCAUUUGGUCUCACUCACAGCACAGUGGUUCAGGACUCCCGGUUCCCUCCUCUCAAUCUUCAACGUCCAGUUCCACAUGUGGUCGCCACGGGCAGUGUCCAGGAAGAUUACCUCCGCAGUUUCCGGCCAUACCACACGGGGGAAGAGCUCCGCAUGCCUGCGAUGUCGCCAAUGGGCCUCGAGGCAGCUGCCACUGCCUACUACCACUCCAGCUAUCUUGCCCACCACCCGUUCCCUCACCCAGCCUUCAGGGUGGAUGAUUCAUACUGCCUCUCAGCCUUGCGGUCACCGUUCUACCCGAUCGCAACCCCGGGCACUCUGCCACCUCUUCACCCCUCCGCCAUGAAUCUGCACCUGCCUGGGAUGAGGUUUCCAGCGGAGCUGUCUCAUUCCUCACUGUCUGCCCUGCAGCCUGAGCACUUGUCAGAGAGGCUGCAGAUGAAUGAAGAAAUUCGCCGAGAGCGGGAGCGGGAGCGGGAGCGGGAACGGGAGCGGGAACGGGAGAAAGAGAGGGAGCGGGAAGCCGAGCGGGAGAAGGAGAGGGAGAAGGAGCUGGAAAGGGAGAAGGAGAAGGAGCGGGAGAGGGAGCGGGAACGGGAGCGAGAGUGGGAACGGGAGCGGGAGCUGGAGCGGGACAGGGAACGGAGUCGGGAGAAGGAACUGAACGCAGCCAAAGCGAUGGAGAAUCACUACCUGCAAGUGGCCGAACUACACGGUCUACGGAACCAACACAUGGAGGACAGGGCCAGAGCUGCGGAGAGGCUGACCCCCAACAGGACAGAUAAGCCGAAGGAAUUUGCACUGACAGGGUCGAAGCCAAUCCAUCCAAACCUGCACCAUUCUCCCAUCUCCCACCACUCGGUACCCACCCUCAUCUCCACCCCGCCCGGCUUCAUCCCACCAGGAAGCAGCUCGGCACUGCUCCUGCAGAGGAACAACGAGGAAGAGAAGUGGAUGGCAAAGCAACGGCAGCUGAGGCAGGAGAAGGAGGACCGGCAGUACCAGGUGUCCGAGUUUCGGCAGCAGGUUCUGGAGCAACAUCUAGACAUCGGUCGACCGGGCUCCCAGAACGAGGUGGAGCUCAGGGACGUUAUCAGAUCUGGACCGAGCAGCUCGCACGACCUCUGUAGCAGAGAACAGCCUCAGCAACUGGGAGCCCCUCCGCCCCUCAUCUCCCCCAAACUCCACCCCAGGGACCACCAUUCGGGCCCAGCCGUACUGUGGAACCCGGUGAGCCUGCUGGACAACCACGCCGAGGCCCGCAAGGCCCACGAGAACCACCUGCUGAACAACUAUGCCGGCCACUUCGAAUCGCCACGGCAACUGGGCCCGCUGAUCAAGACGGAGAUGAGCCACGGCCAUGAGGAGAGCGUCAAGCGGCAAGAGGUGGCGGAGAAGUACCAUCUGCUUCGAGGGGCCGGCUCCUUGGAGAACGCCACGCAUUCCCACGUGUACGGGCCCCCUUUUGCCGAGCUGGAGAAGUCCGCCCAGUCCAUCCUCAGCCAGCAGAGAAUGUCCCUGACCUUCCCCCCACACCACAAUGACGUGAGCUUGUUGCACAAGUCGCCGGGCGCCUACAGGCAGUCUCACGGCCGGCCGCGGUCUCCGGGCCCCAUGUACAUCUAUGACGAGUCACUACACCGACACCGCAGGCUGGUCAGCAAGCUGGACCUCGAGGAGAGGAGACGGAAAGAAGCAAAGGAGAAAGGUCAUUACUAUGACUUUGAUGACUCGUAUGAUGAAAGCGAUGAAGAGGAGGUUCGAGCACAUCUCCGACGCGUCUCCGAGCAGCCGCCACUGAAACUUGACGAAUCUUCUGAGAAGCUGGAUUUCCUACGUGUUUUUGGUCUGACCACCCAGGCUCGGAGAGAGGAGGUGCUGAGGCAGAAACGUCGCAAGAGGCGGCGGAUGCUGAUGGAGAGGAGCCCCUCGCCUCCGCCGGUCCCCAGCAAGAGGCACGAACCCUCGCCUCGGCUGCUGCUGCCCAACAAGUACACCACCGAUGAGAUGAACAGCAUGCCUGACCUGGCGGAGAAGAAGAGGUUUCUAACAUCGUUCAGCCUUGCUCACAUCCUCCCAGAGAAACGGAAGGAAAGGGAUACGCUGGCGAAGAUGAUUCAGUCCAUCAAACAGAAGGCACAACCUUCAGACGCGCUUUUUAAAUAUGUCACUCCUCUGUCAUGCACCAGUCCCAGCUCUGCUGAGACCAAGGAGAAGCCGAGUGCACCUUCGGCCGUUGAGUCCGACAGGCCUCCGAGUGCCGCCCCGCCCCCGCCGGAACUCCGGAGAACCGCUGAGCCGGUCAGACCGGACCCGCCAAAACCUCCAGAGGCGGCCGCCAGGCCGAAGGAGGCAGCGCCGCCCGGUAACAAGAGCAGGGCGCAGGAGGGGCAUGCUGGCCGGAGGGCGGUCAGCCUGCACAGUAACGCCGGGCAGAAGAACAGUCCUGGCUCCGCCACCUACAGCACGGGCGAGAAGAGCAAACCUUGGGAAGCGUUCAUGGCCGAGGACUUCGCCCAACAGUUCCACGAGUCUGUAUUGCAAUCCACACAACGAGCAUUACAGAAGCACAAAGGCACCACGGCGACACUAUCCGCUGAGCAAAAUCACAAGCUGGACACCUCUGUCCGAUACAACAUUCCAGAAAUCCACUCCUCCGGCAGAACACAGUUUACGCAUCAGAACGGCCAGCACGCUGCCACCCUGACCAGGAAAGUGGUUGUUUGUGAGCAGGAGGAGGACUCCGACAAUGAAGACGAGGAGGAAGAGGAAGAUGCAAGGCCUUUCCAUUCAAAAUGGCAGGGCAUUGAAGCCGUCUUUGAGGCUUACCAGGAGUAUGUCGAAGAGCAAAAUGUGGAGCGACAGGUUCUACAAGCCCAAUGCAGACGCCUGGAAACGUUUCACUAUAACCUUAGCCUGUCCGCAGAGCAGCUAUCCCUCAGCAUGUCGGAACUUUUGGCCCAGAAGCAGAAACUGGCUGCAGAAAGGGAGAGACUCCAGUCCGAAUUGGACCACUUAAGAAAGUGCCUUGCACUGCCUACAAUGCACUGGUCUAGAAGCUACUUCAAGUCCUUUCCAAGGUGACAGCCCUAUUAGCUCAGCCAUGGCAUACAGAGACUAUUUUAUUAUCCUGGUAUUUAAGAUUCCCAUUGGAAUUGAUACUCUAGGCAAGACCUAAAGAAACACGCCACACAUGAAGCGAAGGGUAAAAGGAUAAACCGCCUAUUGGACGAACAUUGCAUUGCAUAGAAAACAAGACUUCUGGACCUCUCUAUUUUUUACAUACAUUUGCUUAAAGGAACACUCUCUUUUCAUCCUUGUUUGAAUUUCUGAUUAUUAUUUAGUUCCUCAUCUCUCUUCCCCCCCCCCCCGAAUCCAGUUGAGACAGGUUUGCAGGGGGUGGUCUCAUCCGGACCUCCAGAGCCAACACUAAUACAUCCAAUACAAGUAGACUGGACUGUCUCAAUUCCUCUGUACUUUCUUGAUUCGAGUGGCUUGCUACAACAACCCAAGCGAAACUGUAGCAGUUCCUGCGUGGACGUUUCCUUGAUCCGAAGAUGAGCAACAGAGAAGAGCCUGGUGGAGAAAACCACAGAUACUGACCAUGUGCGAUUGAAGGACCCAUCUCAUUGAACAGCAGCCCGUUUCCACCACUCCCACCAACCUCCCCCUCCCUGCAACCUCGACCAACCUUUCUGCCAUUUAGCAAGAUUCGGACAUCUCUAUACCUGUCCGCACUUCCCUCUUCAAAGGAAAGCCCCCCCACCCCCCACCCCCCACUCCCCGAUAGACUGGUUGGUUCCUCACUCUGCCCCCUUGCACUGCAACUGAAUCAGACCAUGACAGUUCAAGACUGGCUCAGAAAACGAGGCUUUUUAUUACAGAAAAAUGCACUUAAAGCAAUUGCAGGUACAUUUUGAACCAGAGACUAUUAAAUCACACUGAUGCAUGUUACAACUCUGAGUGUGCAUUAAGUCUGGAAAGAUGGUAGCCUAAAGGGCGUUUUUUUUUAAUUAUUAAAAAAAACAAAAUAAAAAGGAUUUUUUCACAAAACAAAAGAUGCUUUGCCUUGUACUGUAUAUAAACAAAAAACAGAUUUUGUAUGUUUUUAUUACUUUAAUUAUUUGUAUUAAAGCUUGCCAUUUUUAAUAUG